Bursaphelenchus xylophilus (pine wood nematode) is the source of this 765-nucleotide messenger RNA. Lineage: Eukaryota; Metazoa; Nematoda; Chromadorea; Rhabditida; Aphelenchoididae. The record is from the annotation of a GenBank genome assembly.
AUGGCGUACCUGCAGCGAGCUCGGUCAACUUCUUUGGUCCGUCAGCCUUCUAUUGUAGCGUCGGCUCCUGUAGGUGAAUCUUAUUGUAAUCGGUAAGACUUUGGACGCAGGCAAAGCUUUUUUGGAAACCUGCUGCUCUCAUUGCAUGUUUUGCAAUUAGAAAGGCCCAGAGUUUUUAUAGGCUUGAACCACGGCUCAUUGCCGAAAAUCUCGCGGUGAGUAAUAAGGGAUGCCUUACGUUAGUCAGGAAUUUGAUGCGCCGGAAAUCCAAAGUCGAGCCUCGUAAUCACUGAUCUCAUCCCUUUUUUACAAUAUUAUGCAACCUGUAUUUUCUGCAGCUCCGACGCUCUUACUCGGUGAGAAAUCUCGCAACUCCCAAGCCCGAGCUCUCGUCUGACUUCUCAUGUCAGAACACCUAUUAUCCGUAUCGGAAUUACCGGGAUUACAGUGACAUCUACGACGACCAUCGCUACGAUAAAUACCGUUACUUCAGUCCCCUUUACGAUCGGAGUUUGUUCCCGUACUUCUGGGGAUACCCGUAUUCCAAUUGGAGUCAUUAUAAGAACUAUUUGUAUCAUUACACAUAUCCCUCCAAUUAUUACAAAAGUCGUCGUGUUUCGAUCAGAGACACAAGUUAUCUUCCAUCCUGGUAUGGGGCUUAUCGUCCAUAUUAUAACUAUUGAAUUAAGCGAAAUAAGAGAGGGCAGAGUCGAAUCAAAUGGCGGCUGUUUCUUUCCUGAUCUUGCUAAAGGGAUAGCUCUAUGA